This is a messenger RNA of Lodderomyces parapsilosis, 1005 nucleotides long. Its product is annotated as putative phosphomutase. Lineage: Eukaryota; Fungi; Ascomycota; Pichiomycetes; Serinales; Debaryomycetaceae. Gene Ontology annotation, molecular function: phosphatase activity. The transcript has a single exon. Gene Ontology annotation, cellular component: cytoplasm. Bases 1 to 1005 code for a protein of 334 amino acids. The record is from RefSeq and is a predicted model, not a curated record.
AUGCCAGCUGAACCUACCAAACUCGAUAUUAUCGACUCGAAAAUAUCACCUGAAGUGAGGGCCGCUUAUAACGCAAAGCUUGCCCAAUAUGAAAGUAACGCUUAUUCAUAUUGGCAGUUUUCUAUCGUAUCUAACAAGUUUGUCCAGUCACUAGAUGAAACCGAUGACACAACGUUCAACUACCUUGAUCAACACUUUGGUAAAAUUGGUGAAUGGGAUGACUUGAUUGAAGAGCUUCACUUGUUGAACAAACAAGCUGAUAAAGAUACUCAGUACAAGAUUUUAUUCCUAGCUCGUCACUAUACCGGGUACCACAAUAUUGCCCAUGCUAAAUACGGUGAUGAUGCAUGGAACAACCACUGGUCAAAAUUGAAUGGUGAUGAUGAAUAUAUUUGGGGUCCGGAUGCUGAAUUAACCCCUGAGCUGAUUGAAUUAGCCAAAAGAAAUAGUGGAUUGAUAGCUAAAGAGUUGGAAAACAACCGUCAGCAUAACAAAUCAUUAAUAACUCCCAAAAAGAUGUACGUGUCACCAUUGAGAAGAUCCAUUGAUACUUUAUAUUACACUUGGAACCCAAUCAUCAAUAUACAGCAGAUACAACCCUACAUUCAAGAAAACUGGCGUGAAACUACUGGGGUACACACUUGUGACAAGCGAUCAACAAGAUCAAUAAUUGCUGACAAAUAUGAACCAUUAGGAUUUGUGAUUGAGCCUGGAUUCACUGAGAAAGAUGAAUUGUAUCAAGAUGAUUAUCGAGAACUGUUUGAUGAACAAGCAGCAAGAAUGAAUGUGGCUUUACAACAAUUGUUUACUGAAAACCAUGGAAAUGGAGUUGAUAUUGUUGGGAUCACUAGCCAUUCAGGUAGUAUCAAGACACAAUUACUAGUGUUAGGUCAUCGACCAUUUGCAGUACAAACUGGAGGCAUGAUUCCUGUGUUCGUAAAGGCAGUCAGAAGAAAAGGUGGAUCUGUAAGCAAUGGAAAUGAAAGUAAAUGUAGAGUUGUGUAG